Molecule: messenger RNA, 740 nt
Organism: Sinocyclocheilus grahami
Lineage: Eukaryota; Metazoa; Chordata; Actinopteri; Cypriniformes; Cyprinidae
Product: proteasome inhibitor PI31 subunit-like
Exons: 3
Coding region: 30-284 (84 amino acids)
Biological process (GO): proteasome-mediated ubiquitin-dependent protein catabolic process
Molecular function (GO): proteasome binding; endopeptidase inhibitor activity
Source: RefSeq, a predicted model, not a curated record
UUGUGUGUUGUUUUCUUAGGCCUGACCCGAUGGCUCCAUUUGCCGCUGGCGGUGCCGAUCUGGACCCUUUUGGGGGAAGAGCAGGAGGGAUGAUCGUCGAUCCAUUACGUGCCGGGUUUCCUCGCUCAGGGUUUGACCCCUCUUCUGGUAUUCCUGGAGUCCUUCCCCCUGGCGCUGUGCCUCCUGGUGCCCGCUUUGACCCCUUCGGGCCGGUUGGGCGACACAGACCUGGGCCAGACCCUGAUCACAUGCCCCCACCAGGAUAUGACGACAUGUUCAUGUAGACGCACUAAUAUUCCAUAGUUCUCGCUGCUCUGCAGUGAUACGCACUUUUUGUUUGAAUAAACUGGGUUGUGGUGAAACAUAAUUACUCUUAAUAAUUCUGUUACAGAAUUAUUAUUAAAACAAUAACAUUAUUGGUUAUUUUGAUAUUGCCAAAAAAAAUAACAACUGAUAAUUCCAUUUUUGUCUGAUUGUGUUCUACCUGGUUGCUCUUUUUUUGCUACUGACUCGUGCUGCAAUUCUAAAUUAAACUGCUUUUAUUCCAUCCCAUGUGAUUGAUAUUUUUCUGAUAUUAAAGACCGUUAAAAUGCUAAAUUGAUUUGAAACAUUAAGGUUUGCUAUUACGUUUCUAAUCUGCCUGACAGAUAAUAAUACAUUUGAAUACUUACAUACUUCAUUAAAUAAGGGACCUUGGCCAUAUACUAUUAUAGUUUUUCUGAAUAUUCAAUAUUGUUGUG